Molecule: messenger RNA, 194 nt
Organism: Scutellospora calospora
Lineage: Eukaryota; Fungi; Glomeromycota; Glomeromycetes; Diversisporales; Gigasporaceae
Source: the annotation of a GenBank genome assembly
AUGAAUAUACCAAAACCUGAUGUAAAUAGUGCAGUACAAGGUGUUACAAAUACUGCAAAUAAUAUUAGUAAUAAUGUAGAUAGCACAGUUACCAACUUGGGUAAUUCUAAUGCAAAUGAUGCUCAGCAAGUUGUAAAGGAUACAAGUGAUUUUGCAAAUACCAUUAUUACUAUGAUUAAAGACUUUAUAACAAG